UUGACACACAAUGAGGAGCAGGGAAUAACCUCGCGAAACGCCGCUGUAAAUAAAUAACGUUAGAAGAAUAACUGAAGCCACAGAAUCAUGGAGAAUCAGUGCACAGUCCAGGUGAAGCUGGAGCUAGGACAUCGAGCCCAGCUGAGGAAGAAAGUAACCUCGGAGGGCUUCACCCAUGACUGGAUGGUGUUUGUGCGAGGGCCUGAGACGGGGGACAUACAACACUUUGUUGAGAAGGUCGUCUUCAGGCUGCACGAGAGCUUCCCCAAACCCAAGAGAGUAUGCAAGGAGCCACCAUAUAAAGUGGAGGAGUCGGGCUAUGCAGGGUUCCUCAUGCCCAUCGAGGUCUACUUCAAGAACAAGGAGGAGCCCAAGAAGGUGUGCUUCAACUAUGACCUCUUCCUGAACCUGGAGGGGAACCCCCCUGUCAAUCACCUGCGCUGUGAGAAGCUCACCUUUAACAACCCCACCCGGGAGUUCAGACGCAAGCUGGUCAAGGCUGGAGGGGUCAUGGUGGUGCCAGAAGGGGCAGAGGCGGUGUCGAGGCCCAGUCCAGACUACCCCAUGCUCCCCACCAUCCCACUGUCUGCCUUCUCAGACCCCAAGAAGACAAAGACCUCCCAUGGAUCAAAGGAGCCCAGUAAAGAGGGCAGUGGAGGCAGCAAUAAAGGGCCCAAGCCCCACAAGCUGACCAAGGAGCACCGCGAACGCCCACGUAAAGACUCUGAGAGCAAGGCGGGGUCCAAGGGUGACAGCGACCGAGACGGGGGAGGAGGGGGCAGCAGCAAGAGCUCCCGCGAGCCCUCCUCUUCCUCGUCCAAGAAGCCAGCAGAGAUCAAAGUCAAAGAUGAGGGCAAGGUCCUUCCCAAGGCCGCCUUCAAAGAGCCCAAACUCACCCUGAAGGAGGCCAAGAUGGAGGGCAUGUCCCCCAAAGGAGGGGGGGGAGGGGGUGGUGGGGGAGGAGGAGGGGGCCCGCUGGAGUCCAAAGGCCCCGGGAAGCGGCCCUCCACUGUGGAGUCUCCCAAACCCAGUGCCAAGAAGCAGAAGAAGAGCAGCUCAGAGGGAUCUAAAGGGGCAGCUGCAGGGCCCUUCACCGGAGCCUCUCCCCGGGUCUCCUCAUCGUCUGCAGCCGCCCCUGGCUACCCAGAGAAGAAACCCAAGGAGAAGGGUCGUUGGCCCAAGGGCAGCAAGGCCGAUACUCAGGAGGUCAAGGAGCCCAAGAAGCUGCCUGAGUCUGACGACUCCAACUCUGAGGAUGAAGCCUCAUCCAAAUCAGAGCAGUCAGCCCCCUCCAGUCCCUCUAACUCAAGCUCCAGCUCUGAUUCCAGCUCAGAAUCUGACUUUGAGCCUGGACAGAAACAAGGCCAAGGCCCACUGCGCUCUAUGGUGGAGGACCUACAGUCAGAGGAGUCAGAUGACGACAGCAGCUCUGAGGAAGGGACGCCUGUCAAGACCAACCCGCCCAACCGUGACUCACGACUGAGCCUGGACAGUGAGAGUGACAGCAGUGACGGCUCGCACCGCCCCAGUCGAGACCCGGUGCCACCUCCACAGAAACACACCUCCAAUAACAAGGUCUUGGGCAGGAAGAGCCCAGACAUCUGCAGCCGCCCAGAGAAGGUGCUGAAGAAAGGAUACGAGAAGGCUUACACAGAGGAGCUGGUGGACCUCCACCGCAGACUGAUGGCUCUGAGGGAGCGCAACGUCCUACAGCAGAUAGUGAAUCUUAUUGAGGAGACGGGGCACUUCAAUGUGACCAACACCACCUUUGACUUUGACCUGUUCUCUCUGGACGAGACGACCGUCCGCAAACUACAGAGCUACCUUGAGGACACAGCAACGUGACAGCAAGCCCGUAGCGCAGUCCCUGGACCCCCACUGGGGGGGAGUAGUAACAGAAGCUACAGCCACACACCAGACAGAGCUAAACCACAGAACAACAACAGAACACACACUUUCACUUGUCGCUGGAGAAGAACAGAGGAACAGGGUGAGGGGAGGAGAGAGGUCAGAGUAAGAGAGAGCAGCUAUGCCACUGUCCCUCUAACCUGGACUGGACUGGAGGACAGGACUAGGAGCUGGCCUGUCUGGACUGGAUCUGGCAGGAGACGUAUUAUAUAUGUUUCUUGUGGAGAACAGCACAACAGCCUGUGUGCAGAACUGUGGAAUGCGACCACUCUACUCUCCCUCCUGCCCUCCCCCCUCACUUCUAGCCUUUGCAAACCCAAUACUUCCCCCCUCUCUCUCCUCCCUCCCCACUCACACUCCCUUAGUCGACACAACACUCCUCCCUUCCCCCUCCUCUCAGCUGGAGUUCAUUUCUCUGUAGGAAUUUUCCGGUCUAGAUGUGUGUGAGUGUGUGUGUCUGGGUGAGUGUGUGUGUCUGGGUGAGUGUGUGUGUGUCUGGGUGAGUGUGUGUGUGUGUCUGGGUGAGUGUGUGUGUGUGUCUGGGUGAGUGUGUGUGUGUGUCUGGGUGAGUGUGUGUGUGUGUCUGGGUGAGUGUGUGUGUGUGUCUGGGUGAGUGUGUGUGUGUCUGGGUGAGUGUGUGUGUGUGUGUGUGUGUGUGUGUCUGGGUGAGUGUGUGUGUGUGUGUGUCUGGGUGAGUGUGUGUGUGUGUGUGUCUGGGUGAGUGUGUGUGUGUGUCUGGGUGAGUGUGUGUGUGUGUCUGGGUGAGUGUGUGUGUGUGUCUGGGUGAGUGUGUGUGUGUGUCUGGGUGAGUGUGUGUGUGUGUCUGGGUGAGUGUGUGUGUGUGUCUGGGUGAGUGUGUCUGGGUGAGUGUGUCUGGGUGUGUGUGUGUGUGUGUGUGUCUGGGUGAGUGUGUGUGUCUGGGUGAGUGUGUGUGUCUGGGUGAGUGUGUGUGUGGGUGUGUCUGGGUGUGUCUGGGUGAGUGUGUGUGUCUGGGUGAGUGUGUGUGUCUGGGUGAGUGUGUGUGUCUGGGUGAGUGUGUGUGUCUGGGUGAGUGUGUGUGUCUGGGUGAGUGAGUGUGUCUGGGUGAGUGUGUGUGUGUGUGUGUGUGUGUGUGUGUGUGUCUGGGUGAGUGUGUCUGGGUGAGUGUGUGGGUGUGUGUGUGUGUGUGUGUGUGUCUGGGUGAGUGUGUGUGUGUGUCUGGGUGAGUGUGUGUGUGUGUCUGGGUGAGUGUGUGUGUGUGUCUGGGUGUGUCUGGGUGUGUGUGUCUGGGUGUGUGUGUCUGGGUGUGUGUGUGUGUGUGUGUCUGGGUGAGUGUGUCUGGGUGAGUGUGUGUGAGUGUGUGUGUCUGGGUGAGUGUGUGUCUGUGUGUGUCUGGGUGAGUGUGUGUGUCUGGGUGAGUGUGUGUGUCUGGGUGAGUGUGUGUGUCUGGGUGAGUGUGUGUGUCUGGGUGAGUGUGUGUGUCUGGGUGAGUGUGUGUGUCUGGGUGAGUGUGUGUGUCUGGGUGAGUGUGUGUGUGUGUGUGUGUCUGGGUGAGUGUGUCUGGGUGAGUGUGUGUGUGUGUGUCUGGGUGAGUGUGUGUCUGGAUGUGUGUGUGUCUGGGUGAGUGUGUGUGUGUCUGGGUGAGUGUGUGUCUGGGUGAGUGUGUGUCUGGGUGAGUGUGUGUCUGGGUGAGUGUGUGUCUGGGUGAGUGUGUGUCUGGGUGAGUGUGUGUCUGGGUGAGUGAGUGUGUCUGGGUGAGUGUGUGUCUGGGUGAGUGUGUCUGGGUGAGUGUGUGUGUGUGUGUCUGGGUGAGUGUGUGUCUGGAUGUGUGUGUGUCUGGGUGAGUGUGUGUGUGUCUGGGUGAGUGUGUGUCUGGAUGUGUGUGUGUCUGGGUGAGUGUGUGUCUGGGUGAGUGUGUGUCUGGGUGAGUGUGUGUGUGUGUGUCUGGGUGAGUGUGUGUGUGUGUGUCUGGGUGAGUGUGUGUGUGUGUCUGGGUGAGUGUGUGUGUGUGUGUGUGUCUGGGUGAGUGUGUGUGUGUGUCUGGGUGAGGGUGUGUGUCUGGGUGAGUGUGUGUCUGGGUGAGUGUGUCUGGGUGGGUGAGUGUGUGUGUCUGGGUGAGUGUGUGUCUGGGUGAGUGUGUGUGUGGGUGUGUCUGGGUGAGUGUGUGUGUCUGGGUGAGUGUGUGUGUCUGGGUGAGUGUGUGUGUCUGGGUGAGUGUGUGUGUCUGGGUGAGUGUGUGUGUGUGUCUGGGUGUGUGUGUGUGUGUGUCUGGGUGUGUCUGGGUGAGUGUGUGUCUGGAUGUGUGUGUGUCUGGGUGAGUGUGUGUCUGGAUGUGUGUGUGUCUGGGUGAGUGUGUGUCUGGGUGAGUGUGUCUGGGUGAGUGUGUGGGUGUGUGUGUCUGGGUGAGUGUGUGUGUGUGUGUCUGGGUGAGUGUGUGUCUGGGUGAGUGUGUGUCUGGAUGUGUGGGUGAGUGUGUGUGUGUCUGGGUGAGUGUGUGUGUGUCUGGGUGAGUGUGUGUGUGUGUGUCUGGGUGAGUGUGUGUGUGUGUGUCUGGGUGAGUGUGUGUGUGUGUGUGUCUGGGUGAGUGUGUGUGUGUGUGUCUGGGUGAGUGUGUGUGUGUGUGUCUGGGUGAGUGUGUGUGUGUGUGUGUCUGGGUGAGUGUGUGUGUGUGUGUGUGUCUGGGUGAGUGUGUGUGUGUGUGUCUGGGUGUGUGUGUGUGUGUGUGUCUGGGUGAGUGUGUGUGUGUGUGUGUGUGUGUCUGGGUGAGUGUGUGUCUGGAUGUGUGUGUGUCUGGGUGAGUGUGUGUCUGGGUGAGUGUGUCUGGGUGAGUGUGUGGGUGUGUGUGUCUGGGUGAGUGUGUGUGUGUGUGUCUGGGUGAGUGUGUGUCUGGGUGAGUGUGUGUCUGGAUGUGUGGGUGAGUGUGUGUGUGUCUGGGUGAGUGUGUGUGUGUCUGGGUGAGUGUGUGUGUGUGUGUCUGGGUGAGUGUGUGUGUGUGUGUGUGUCUGGGUGAGUGUGUGUGUGUGUGUGUCUGGGUGAGUGUGUGUGUGUGUGUGUCUGGGUGAGUGUGUGUGUGUCUGGGUGAGUGUGUGUGUGUGUCUGGGUGAGUGUGUGUGUGUGUGUGUGUCUGGGUGAGUGUGUGUGUGUGUGUGUGUGUGUGUGUGUGUGUCUGGGUGUGUGUGUGUGUGUGUGUGUGUGUGUCUGGGUGAGUGUGUGUGUGUGUGUGUGUGUCUGGGUGAGUGUGUGUGUGUGUGUGUGUCUGGGUGAGUGUGUGUGUGUGUGUGUCUGGGUGAGUGUGUGUGGGUGAGUGUGGGUGAGUGUGUGUGUGUGUGUGUCUGGGUGAGUGUGUGUGUGUGUGUCUGGGUGAGUGUGUGUGUGUGUCUGGGUGAGCAUUUCAGAGGCUGUAGGGGGAUGAUAUCUUUGGUUAGUGACUCUUUAAACUUGAGCACAAGCAGCAGCCCUUAAACACACACACACUGUGAGAGGCAUUUGGUUCCCAUUCCAGAGUGUCUUCACACAUGCAGGUACUAAGUUGUGUACGUGCCUGUUGGUGGUAGUGUGUUUUAGAUGGGGUUCAUCUCUUGUCUGUGCAGUUUCCCUUCACUUCCUCUUUGAAAGCUUAACCUCGACACCCCCUCCCCUCUUGUAUCUUGAUGUGCAUGAAAGGGCUCAAUUUCUGGGGAAAGGAUCAUUUCUGAAUUGCCUUUUUAGUGGUGGGGGGUAAAAAGCCGUGACAAGUAGCCAUAGUUUCCCAGAUCCAAGAAAAAAAAGGGGCCACGCUUUUUUACAUUUAAUUUUUGUACUGAUAUGUUUGGAGUAUUUUUGGGAUUGGAUUUCAGAUACCUGUGAGCUGUGAAUGUAUUCCUGUUCAUUUUCUAGGGCUAGCAACAAACCUACUAUCCUCUUAGUGCCUUUUAUGUCUGCCCACUGACACUGGUUAAAGAGCAAAGUCCUUCCUCUGACUAAAUGUUAAUUGGGAAGCCUGAAACUCCAGUUUUGUCUUAACAGUGCCCUCUCUUGAAAUCAGUUGAUGCUCCUCGUGCGGUUUGUCUGCAGAUUUGAAGCUUCUUCCAGGGAUCUAUCUCUGCUGUUAUAAGGAACAUAAGCCUUCCAGAAAUCCUAAGACACUGUGCAUUAGCAGUGGUCCUUUAGGGAUGUUCAGGCGUCUUCUCCAAAUGAUUGCCUUUUCUUUCCAGAUCUUAAUAUGAAUGGUUGUAUAGCUCAUGUUCUGUUGUCUGAGCUGUAGUUUUCUAUGGAAAGGGGCUGUUCCAGACCAGGCAUAUCAUUAUGGAAAGGGACCGUGCCAGACCAGGCAUAUCAUUAUGGAAAGGGACAGUGCCAGACCAGGCCAUAUCAUUAUGGAAAGGGACAGUGCCAGACCAGGCAUAUCAUUAUGGAAAGGGACAGUGCCAGACCAGGCCUAUCAUUAUGGAAAGGGACAGUGCCAGACCAGGCCUAUCAUUAUGGAAAGGGACAGUGCCAGACCAGGCCUAUCAUUAUGAAUAGGGACAGUGCCAGACCAGGCUUAUCAUUAUGAAUAGGGACAGUGCCAGACCAGGCUUAUCAUUAUGGAAAGGGACAGUGCCAGACCAGGCCUAUCAUUAUGGAAAGGGACAGUGCCAGACCAGGCUUAUCAUUAUGAAUAGGGACAGUGCCAGACCAGGCCUAUCAUUAUGGAAAGGGACAGUGCCAGACCAGGCCUAUCAUUAUGAAUAGGGACAGUGCCAGACCAGGCUUAUCAUUAUGAAUAGGGACAGUGCCAGACCAGGCCUAUCAUUAUGGAAAGGGACAGUGCCAGACCAGGCCUAUCAUUAUGAAUAGGGACAGUGCCAGACCAGGCCUAUCAUUAUGGAAAGGGACAGUGCCAGACCAGGCCUAUCAUUAUGAAUAGGGACAGUGCCAGACCAGGCCUAUCACUCAGUCAAUCUGCUAGACAUGUUCCUCUUACUGUGGUCCCUCUAGCCUUCACAUCCACUGUGGUUUCACACUCAGACUAAUGGGCUGUCUCUUCUUCUCUCUUUGGGUGAUCCCCUCCCUGCUUCAUUCCCCCUUCACUUUUCCUUCUGUUUCACCUCGUGAACAGUUGUAUUUAUUUAAAUUCUAAUAGCUUUAGUAGUUAUGUCCAUUCUGUUGCCUGCCUCUGCAAAGUGCACACUCACCUUUCUGGCCCUUCUCCUCUGUGAGGGUGCUGUGGUGUUAAGGACUCUGAAUGUGUGGUUCUGUUCUAGAGUGAAACAACUACCGCCUUAUUUUCCUCUCAGCAUCCACUCUGCUCUGUCCACCACCCCUUUAUUUGUCUGGGUGUGCCUAUGUCAACACAAGUCCCCGCAAGUGAUUUUUAAGAUGAAUUUGCAUCUGUGAGUGUGAUUGUGUGUGUCAAGCGAGUGGAAAAAGAGAAUGUUGCUGUCCUCGUGUGUGUGUGUGUGAACUUUUAACUCCCAAGUCCUAGUUCAUGAACUCUACCCCUUGACCGGGGGUGCUCAGUUUUCCCCUUGUCAUGGAGUUUGGGCGCAGUUGGGGGGGGAGGGGGAAGGGCCGCUAAAGGGGUGAGUGGCAGGGAGCCCUGUGCAGCUCUCCCAGAGAGAACCCCAUCUACCAUCUACGAACAGUCAAUCUUUUAUUUAUGUACCUCUGCACUUUUGGCUGUGGUGACUUAAGUACUUAAGUAAUUAUCUAAACUGUAUUUUUAAGAAUUUUAUACAAUAUUUACAUGCAAUACAAAUAGAUUUUUUGCCAACGUUUUUUAAAAUUCUUAUUUAAUUGUUUUUAUUUGUAUUGGCAUGUUUUGUCAUUAUACAUACAGAAACAUGCUGUCAGUUCUGUUAAUUCUAGUGUUGCGUCAAGGAAACCUUCCCUAAAUGUUGUAUUGUGUAUCAUAGUUGUUGCAGUUGAACACCAUGGAACAGGUGUUGGGAAUAUGUUUGAUGUAUGAGCUAAUCAUGUCGAUAUCAUCCAGUAUAAUUAUAUCAAGCAGGAAAAGGUGGACUUUUCAGUGAGAAUAAGUAUUUUUAUGUGUAUGUCCUAUUAUAAUUUGAGUGUUUUUAACUCAAAGUGAGGCAGCGUUCUAUUUGUCCGUACUCUAUGAGGUAUGGUUACGAAGCCCAGGCAUAAACUGUCACCCCCCCGUUCAAUAUCUCUCUGUAUUUUUAUCCAAUUUCGACCCCUUAACCUCUUAAAUAAGAACACCAUAGGAAGAGAUACCAUGCCAAUUCAAACUAUAUUCUAUAGUCUCUCUCUCUCUCUCUCUCUCUCUCUCUCUCUCUCUCUCUCUCUCUCUCUCUCUCUCUCUCUCUCUCUCUCUCUCUCUCUCUCUCUCUCUCUCUCUCUCUCUCUCUUAUUCAUAUAUAUAUAUAUAUCCAUAUGAAUAUGAUAAGCAAAGGUAGAUCAUCUACUCUGAAUGUUAACAGGAAAAAAAAUACAAAUAAGCAACGAAUGGUGACUGUUCCUUAGGAAUGUGAGGUGGCAUGGGCAGAGGGAUGUUUUCUGUAUCAGUGGUUAUUAUAAGUGUCUCUAACCAGGUUUCCAUCCAACUUUUUUAUAUGAGUAAAGUACAUAUCGGAUAAAAACAUCAUGACCAGUCUAAUGGAGACAACCUUUUCGGUAAACUUGACAAAUGUCGACAAAACAAAAUACGCUGGACAAGGUGGGAUAUUUGUGUGUAGGUAAAAUGAAUUAUGAACGAAAUGUAUCUGGAAACUCAUUUAUGCGCACAUAUUGAUUAAGACAUCUGGAGUCACGCGAUGACGUGUGGUUCUCCCUCUACGAUUCGUCGGGAAAGCAUGCAGUUUAUUAAAUUACAGAUUAAAUUAAUAAUUAUCUUAGACCAGUGUUUUCCAACUCCGGUCCUCCAGUACCCCCAACGUCACACUUUUAUUGUAGCCCCGGACAAAAACACCUGAUUCAAUUUGUCAAGGACUUGAUGAUUAGUUGACAAGUAGUAUCAAGUUUGCUUGUCCUGGGCCACAACAGACCGAGUUUGGGAACCCUUCGGCUAGAGCUCAGGUGUCAAUACCAGAUUGGGCACACUCGCUAUAUAACGCAAAAUGCUUUGUUAGAACCUUCAGUAUAGUUAAAAAUGCGACGGAAACUGUAAUAGUAUUUUUUUAUUCGGUACAUGGGAAUUUGUUUGAAUGUGCCUACGUCAUGCACAGCCUUUUUAUUUGCAACGAGUCCAUUUGAUGGUAACGCAUCUCUGGUGGGAAAAUGAACAUACUGCUUUUAUGCGGAUUUUAGAAUAUUCGCAUGAAAAUCUGUCGCCAAUUGGAUGGAAACCUAGUUUGUGACAGGGAACGUGUAAGCUUUAUUUGUCAAAGCAGGGUUUGCUGGCGGGAAGGGGUGAUAAAGUGCUACCAUGGGCUGAACGGCAGAACAACACGAUUUGGUAUUUUAAACUUGGCAUACGAUGCCACCAUGUGGCCAUACAAUGCAAGUUGUGUUAAGUACAAAAAUGAUAUUUUAAUGUUAUUUUUUUUUUGAAAUCAUAUAUUAUUAAUAAAGUCAUUGAGUACUGUC
This is a messenger RNA of Oncorhynchus masou masou (cherry salmon), 9396 nucleotides long. Its product is annotated as protein ENL-like. Gene Ontology annotation, cellular component: transcription elongation factor complex. Gene Ontology annotation, biological process: positive regulation of DNA-templated transcription. Lineage: Eukaryota; Metazoa; Chordata; Actinopteri; Salmoniformes; Salmonidae. Gene Ontology annotation, molecular function: chromatin binding. The record is from RefSeq and is a predicted model, not a curated record.